CUUAAAAGGCUGUGGCUGUGGCCACGGGGCUCCACGCACUAGCUCACCUUGGCCAUGAGCAGCGCGGCCCGCCCGGAUCCAGCGGAGGCGCCCGAGGAGCGGCGUUUCCUCAGCACUGCGGAGGCGGCCGCCCUGGAGCGCGAGUUACUGGAGGAUUACCGCUUUGGGCGGCAGCAGCUGGUGGAGUUGUGUGGCCAUGCUAGUGCUGUGGCUGUGACCAAGGUGUUCCCCUUGCCUACUCUCUCCCGGAAGCAGAGGACAGUGCUGGUCGUGUGUGGCCCGGAGCAGAACGGGGCGGUAGGGCUGGUCUGUGCGCGGCACCUGCGGAUGUUUGAGUAUGAACCGACCAUCUUCUACCCUACACGGUCACUGGAUGGGCUGCACCAGGACCUGACCACUCAGUGUGAGAAGAUGGACAUCCCCUUUCUGUCCUAUUUGCCCACGGAGGUCCAGCUCAUCAACGAUGCCUACGGGCUGGUGGUGGACGCCGUGCUGGGCCCUGGCGUGCAGCCAGGAGAGAUCGGGGGUCCCUGCACACGGGCGCUGGCCACACUCAAGCUGCUGUCCAUCCCCCUUGUGAGCCUGGACAUUCCCUCAGGCAUGCCAGGCUGGGACGCGGAGACCGGCGGCGGCGACAGCGAGGAUGGGCUCCGGCCCGACGUGCUGGUAUCGCUCGCCGCGCCCAAGCCCUGCGCCGGCCGCUUCUCCGGCCGCCACCACUUCGUGGCCGGCAGGUUCGUGCCCGACGACGUGCGCCGAAAGUUCGCUCUGCGCCUGCCGGGAUACACGGGCACCGACUGCGUCGCGGCGCUGUGACCGCGCCCGCACCCUGGCGGCUUGGACCCGCGCCAAUAAACAGACGUCCCACCACC
This is a messenger RNA of Mustela lutreola (European mink), 872 nucleotides long. RefSeq names its product YjeF N-terminal domain containing 3 (gene YJEFN3). Lineage: Eukaryota; Metazoa; Chordata; Mammalia; Carnivora; Mustelidae. Gene Ontology annotation, molecular function: NAD(P)HX epimerase activity. The transcript is spliced from 6 exons. Gene Ontology annotation, cellular component: mitochondrion. The record is from RefSeq and is a predicted model, not a curated record. The coding region runs from base 55 to 816 and encodes 253 amino acids.